Molecule: messenger RNA, 819 nt
Organism: Fraxinus pennsylvanica
Lineage: Eukaryota; Viridiplantae; Streptophyta; Magnoliopsida; Lamiales; Oleaceae
Source: the annotation of a GenBank genome assembly
AUGGCCAAAUAUCCCAAGUUUCGAAUUUCUCUUUCUUCCUUCCGAUUAUGUCGCUCCACAAAACCUUCUUCUUCGCCUAUAACUCCAUUGCCUAAAACUCUCUUUCCUGUAAAUUCCAAGGCAUUUGAUAUUGCUUAUCCCAUCAUCAUCCCAAAUCCUCCACCUUCCACACCAAAUCAAGACCUCAAUGUUGUGGGAUCAAAGAUCAUGCCACUUGAUUUUGUGUGUCAAUCAAGAUCAUGCACAGUUUGCGUGGCACCUGAUCAUCACUACAAGAAAGAUGGGCCUCAUCGGAAUUCAGAUGAUUCUGAUGGAAUCACUGCAUUGCCUAUUGCACCUCCACCAGCUCGAAAGAAGAAGAAAACCCGAAAAAUGAGAUCAAAACCUAGUUUUACGGAAGGCAUUGAUUCUUCUUAUGAUUCCAAUGGUCCAUUAGAGAAGACAGGUGUGGAGUCCCUCAAUGGAAAUAGGAAAAAGGAACCGAAGAAUGUGAAGAUCCGGGGAUCGAAAAAUGGCUGGAAAACCACGACCGUCGAGACAAAUCCGGUGAGGAUGAUGCCAUGCAUGAUCAAUGGAAAGGUGAGUGAGAGCUUUGCUGUUUUGAAGAAAUCUUUGAACCCUUAUAAGGAUUUCAAGAAAUCAAUGUUAGAAAUGAUAAUGGGGAAUGAGAUGUUUGAGGCCAUGGAACUGGAGCAGCUUUUGCAGUGCUUUCUCUCUCUAAAUUCACAGCAGCAUCAUACAGUAAUUGUUAAGGCAUUUACAGAGAUUUGGGACGACUUCUUCACUGAGUCUUCAAACUACUCUUUGAAAAAAAUGUAA